Ixodes scapularis (black-legged tick) is the source of this 1179-nucleotide messenger RNA. RefSeq names its product zinc finger protein 571-like. The coding region runs from base 1 to 990 and encodes 329 amino acids. The transcript is spliced from 3 exons. NCBI's taxonomy places the organism in Eukaryota, Metazoa, Arthropoda, Arachnida, Ixodida, Ixodidae. The record is from RefSeq and is a predicted model, not a curated record.
AUGUCAGCUUCGUGUGUCGUGUGUGGUAGUACCAAUCAUCUUUACCGCAAAGUCACCGUGGAUCUGUUUCGAUUUCCGUCGAAAGUCUUGAGCCCCGAGAAGAGAGCCGCUUGGGUAGCUGCUGUAAGGAGAGUGCACCCGGGCGGCUCGCUGUGGGAGCCGAGCGAGGAUUGCCAGAUCUGCAGCGCGCACUUCAUCACAGGACAGCCAUCGUGCUUCAGGGACCACCCCGACUUCGUGCCCUCCGUGUUCAACUACUCAAGAGCUCUCGGCGAGUCCGCAGUGCAGUCGCAAGACCCCUGCAAAGAGAGGCGCGAAGGAGAGGGAGCUGCACUUUUGGGAGAGACCAGCUGUCCACUGAAAGUCACCGAAAACAUCUCGUUUAGAUGCUGUUCCUGCACCUAUGUCACCAGUUAUCAGCAUUGGAUGUUGCGCCACCUGGUUGCCCAUGGCGAUGAACAAUGCGAGUACCAGCAUCCUCCCACGUCACCUGCCUCUAGAUCCCAAGUGCCCAGCAACACUCAAGAGCACAACAGUGAAAAGGUUUUUAAGUGCAAGCUGUGUCCUCGAGUCUUUGCUAAGAAUCGCCAACUGACCGUCCAUAAUCGAACACACAGUGGUAAAAGGCCUUUUAAGUGCAAGCUGUGCCCCCAAGCCUUUUUUGAGAAUUACCGUCUGAUCCGCCAUAAUCGAAUUCACACUGAUAAAAAGCCAUUUAAGUGCAAGCUGUGCUCUCAAGUCUUUGCUAAGAAAUGCCAACUGACCGUCCAUAAUCGAACACACAGUGGUAAAAAGCCUUUUAAGUGCAAGCUGUGUCCCCAGACUUUUUCCGAAAAUUACCAUUUGAUCCGCCAUAAUCAAAUACACGCUGGUGAGAUGUCAUUUCAGUGCAAGCUGUGUUCUCAAGUCUUUGCUAAAAAUUGCCAACUGACCGUCCAUAAUCGAACACACAGUGGUAAAAAGCCUUUUAAGUGCAAGCUGCGUAGGUAGCAGCUUGCGCUUAAAUGGCCUGUCACCACACAGUGGUGACAGGCCAUUUAAGUGCAAGCAGUGCCCCCAAGCCUUUUCUCAGAAUUACAUUCUGAUCUGCCAUAAUCGAACCCGCACGGGUGAAAAACCAUACAAGUGUAAGUUUUGUCCUCAGGCGUUUGCUCAGAAUUCCAGUCUGACCCACCAUAA